AUGCACAAAGGCCCGCGUAUCGCCUCUCGCAAACAGAGAAGCGCGAACCUGGUACACAGACACCCGACCGCAGGCAAAGACGAGCGAUGCAAAACUCGUUGUUCUUUAACAGGAAAAAAGGAUAUCUUAUUCGGGGCUGGAGAGAGACUAAAAGCCUCCCAUCAUCCGCUCGCGGCUUCGCCGGGGUCAACGGCAGGCGGGGGCGCUUCCUGGCGAGGCCCGGGUGUACAGACAGCUCUCGCGUACAGCAUUUCGGAGGACAAAACCGGGGCAGGAAGCCAAUCGCUGACGCCUCCUGUCUCCGGUGUUUCUCUCUUUGGCAGCUUGCCAUCUGCUGCAGGGACCGUUCAGACAGAGCGACGCCCGCAGCACAGUCUUUCCGGCGCUUCGGGGAGCGAAGGACAAAAGGAAAGGAAAGAGGGAGGCGAGGACGCUUCUGCCCAAAGAGAGUGGACGGAGUCGGAGAAGGAGCAACUCCUGGCCUCGUCUCUCGGGUUUUUUCCCGGCGGUAUCCGAUCCUUCUUCUUCCCCAAAGGCGAUCUAGGGAUUCCGAUGGAAACCGCCAGAGGCGAGCGAAGCGACGGCAGCGCACCGCCCGUUCUCUACACGCUGACGCCUGAGGACGACAGGGCCUUGAUUCGGUCGCAACGGUUAGCUUACAAAGCCAAUCCCAGAGAGGCGUGCGUGAACGACAGCCUCCGACGUGCCGCAUUAGGGCCGGAGCGCUACGCGCGUCUCGUCGAGAAGAAGGCCGAGCUUCCUAGUGCAGGACAUGGUGGCGAAAACAAGGACCAGAAGACGGCGGAGGAGCACUCCCUCCUCACUCCCGUAUGGAUGAUGAGACAAGCUGGAAGAUACUUACCUGAAUUCCGCAACAUGCGGCGCCAGCACGGAUUUCUCGAGGUGUGCCGAGAUCCUCGUCUCGCCUCGGAGCUCACCCUGCAGCCCUACCACCGGUUCCCUCAACUGGACGCCGUCAUUAUUUUCUCGGAUAUUCUCGUCAUUCCUGAGGCCAUGGGGAUGAAGCUGUCGAUGGAAGAAGGCGUCGGCCCACGGUUUGCGUGGCGCAUUGAGAGUCCAGCAGACAUCAAGAAACUCACCUUAAAGCCCGACAUCGAAAACACCCUCGGCUAUGUCUUCGACGCGGUCUACGUCACCUCUCAGCGCCUGGCCGGCGGCAUUCCGCUGAUUGGUUUCUGUGGAGGUCCCCUGACACUUUUGACUUACAUGGUCGAGGGUGGAGGAAGCAAAACAUGGCGCCGUGCCAAAAAAUUCAUCUACGAGGAGCCAGAGGCAACCCACACCCUUCUCCAAGUUAUCUCGGAUAUCUGUGUCGACUACCUCGUGGGCCAGGCUGAUGCCGGAGCUCAAGUGCUGCAGGUUUUUGACACGAACGCUAGCCAGUUCGCCGCCGACACGUACGACGAAAUCGGAGCACCGUUCCUUGCGUCCAUUGCUGAGAGAGUGAAGGAGCGGCGACCUCACGUGACGAUGAUCGCGUUCCCGAAGGACCGACCGUCGCCGGUCUUUGCCGACUCGGCCUUCGACGUGAUUUCUUUGGGGUCUUCGGCAGAGAUCGACAGCAUGCAGCGCCGUUUCUCGGGGAGACGCGAGACGGGGAAAAGUGGCGAGGCAGCGGAGGGCGCGGAAAGCCGCGGAACUUGCUCUGGGGAGGCCGGCGAGAGGAGAGACCGAGACAACGGAGAGCGAGCGGACGGCAAAGCGCUGCAAGGCAAUCUCGAUCCGCAGAUCUUAUAUACGGAUAUUGCCACGAUCAAAAGAGAGACGGCCAAAAUGAUUCGCCGGUUCGGCGUUGGCCGCCACAUUGCGAAUCUCGGCCACGGGAUGGAGCCUGAGAUGAGUCCUGAGCAUGCCCAGGCGUUCAUUGAGAGCGUGAAGGAGGCAUCGGCGGCGUAUCUGCGAGAACGGGAGGCGAGGGAAGAGAAUUCCGUUUAA
Molecule: messenger RNA, 1956 nt
Organism: Neospora caninum
Lineage: Eukaryota; Apicomplexa; Conoidasida; Eucoccidiorida; Sarcocystidae
Product: uroporphyrinogen decarboxylase,related
Exons: 11
Coding region: 1-1956 (651 amino acids)
Biological process (GO): heme biosynthetic process
Cellular component (GO): cytosol
Molecular function (GO): uroporphyrinogen decarboxylase activity
Source: RefSeq, a predicted model, not a curated record